AUGAACAAACAUCCUUCAUUUUAUUCAAAAUAUCUGCAUCUAUCCACGAUAAGAUGUUUUAUAAAAGUAUUAAUAACACCUGUAGCAGUAAGAAGCACUACUAUAACUAUCACAAAAAUUAACAUAAAAUUGAAAGAAUCUCAACAAAAUGCUUUUGAAUCAAUAAAAAAAUAGUAAUAGUCAAAAAAAUGGAAGUAUCGAUUUAUUUAAGAACUGUUUAUUCAAACACAAAUUAUAAAUAAAUGA
Tetrahymena thermophila SB210 is the source of this 246-nucleotide messenger RNA. RefSeq lists its product as hypothetical. NCBI's taxonomy places the organism in Eukaryota, Ciliophora, Oligohymenophorea, Hymenostomatida, Tetrahymenidae. The transcript is spliced from 3 exons. The record is from RefSeq and is a predicted model, not a curated record.